AUUCUUAUCAUCUUAAUUUUCUCGGGUACUGCAACCUUCAGCGUCGGAUGCACGUGUAAUUCCUAACGUAUUCCACGAUUCCUACGAUCGAAUUGCCAAUUCCCCAUACGAAUUUCAUACCCGACGAAUUCGUUGCUAAUGCUGGUCCUUUGUCGUCGCUACGCUUUGCUCCAUGAACGUUCGCGACCCGUUCGGUCUCCAUCGAAAGAGUGCUCUCUCCAUCCUUAAAACCACCGCAUCGCGAGCUGCUGUCGACCUCACCGAACGCGCCGUCGAGGCCAGUAUUAAUGCUAUCGAGAAAGGCAAACAAGCCGUUGACGAUUUUGACAUGUCAUUUACCGUUCCUAAAAAUGUUCCUUCUUUUGGAAACCCGCAGAGGAUAGUGGAGGACCACGUUUGGGGCAAUACAGCGGUUACCGCUCGAGGUGGAAGAGCCUCGCAUCCCAACAACAACAACAACAACAGGAACUCGGGAAUACUUCGGGGUGUACAAGAUCGAGUUGGCGGCCUCUUCGACGAUCGAAACGGCCUCCCCAUGUACAAAGACAAGCCAUACGCAUAUCCGCCCUCUCAACGAGCCAGGCCCCUCUGGCGAAGAAAGCGGAUACUUGGACCUAUAUUCCUGAUAAUAUUUAUAUUGUACUAUUUUGGCGCUUUCGGCCGCCACCAUGAGACCGCUGUAUCUUCGAAACCUAUAUGGAGUUGGCUUACGGCAGGUUCCGAGUCAGGGAAGAAUGCUGAUUGGCCUGGGAGGAGGGAACGUGUUGUUGAAGCCUUUACGUUAAGCUGGGACGCUUACGACAGAUACGCUUGGGGUUAUGAUGAAUUUCACCCGGUCUCCAAGAAGGGUAAGCAGAUGGCCCCGCAAGGGAUGGGUUGGAUCAUUGUGGACGCGUUAGAUACCAUGAUUUUGAUGAACCUUACCUCCCGAGUCGCCCACGCGAGGCAGUGGAUUUCAAAUACGCUCUCCUACGAUCAGGAUCAAGAUGUCAGCACUUUCGAGACGACUAUACGUAUGUUAGGUGGUCUCUUGUCGGCUCACUAUCUGUCCAACGAGUUUCCUACUCUGGCGCCGCUAAACGAGGAUGAUCCUGGUGCACCUGGAGAGGACCUUUAUCUAGAGAAGGCAAAGGAUCUGGCUGAUAGGCUUGUGUCCGCCUUCGACUCGCCGUCUGGUGUUCCCUAUGCGAGUGUAAACCUUGCUAAGUACGAAGGUAUACCAGCUCACGACGAAGGCGGCGCAUCAUCCACUGCUGAAACAACCACCUUGCAGCUUGAGUUUAAAUACCUUGCCAAGUUGACUGGCGAGAAGUACUUCUGGGACAAGGCUGAGAAGGUAAUGCAGGUCGUUGAUGAUAAUGGGGCCAAGGAUGGGCUAGUACCUAUCUAUGUUCAAGCAAGUGACGGUGCUUUUAGAGGCCACAACAUUCGAUUGGGAAGUCGGGGAGAUUCUUAUUAUGAGUACCUCAUCAAGCAGUACCUGCAGACAAAUAAGCAGGAACCCAUCUAUUUGGAGAUGUGGGAUGAGACUUUACAAGGUGUCCGCAAGCAUCUUGUUACAUACACAGAACCCUCCGGGUUUACUAUCAUCGGAGAGAAACCCGACGGUUUAGAGGGUAAUCUGUCCCCUAAGAUGGACCACCUGGUUUGCUUCAUGCCAGGCACAAUUGCCCUGGCCGCCACUGGCGGUUUGACAGAAGCAGAAGCCAAGAAACUACCCACAUGGACGAAGAAGAACGAGGCCGAUAUGAAGCUUGCAAGGGAGUUGAUGCAGACAUGUUGGGGUAUGUAUAAGUGGAUGGCCACGGGACUGGCCGCAGAAAUCACCUACUUCAACAUCGCCAGUCCGCCUCUCCCUGAAUCCGCUCCACACCAUCCUCCUGCCGAGUUUGACGAAGACCCUAACGCGACAUGGCGGAAAGACUACAACGUCCACGCCAUGGAUGUCCACAAUUUACAGCGGCCGGAGACGGUAGAAAGUCUCUUCUACAUGUGGAGAAUUACCGGAGACAUUAAGUAUCGUGAAUGGGGUUGGGAGAUGUUUAAAUCAUUUAUGAACCAUACUGCUGUCCAGGAUGGCGGUGGGUUCUCAAGUCUUUCGAAUGCGAAUAAAGCGCCUCCAGUAUUACGUGAUAACAUGGAGAGCUUUUGGCUAGCGGAGACAUUGAAAUACUUCUAUCUCCUCUUCUCACCAGACGACCUUCUUCCCUUGGAUAAGAUUGUCAUUAACACGGAGGCGCACCCGCUCCCGCGGUUUGACAUGGGCCAAUUAUUUUCGACAGGCUGGAAGCGAAAGCCAAGGGAUGCGGAUGGGAAAAUAAUUAAAUGAAAUACGUACAGCGAGCUACUGAUUUAGCAUUUACGGACGUGCAUUGCAUAUAUUACCAUGAACUAUUUUUGUUUUUAAAAGCAUCAUUGGCGUAGUAAAUGUAAUAUUUUUAAGGGACUUCAAUGUUGUUGUUGUUUUACGUUUGCUGCAUGUUCAUUU
Messenger RNA from Hypoxylon trugodes, 2488 nucleotides. Its product is annotated as glycoside hydrolase family 47 protein. The record is from RefSeq and is a predicted model, not a curated record. Gene Ontology annotation, biological process: carbohydrate metabolic process; N-glycan processing. Gene Ontology annotation, cellular component: endoplasmic reticulum; membrane. The transcript is spliced from 3 exons. NCBI's taxonomy places the organism in Eukaryota, Fungi, Ascomycota, Sordariomycetes, Xylariales, Hypoxylaceae. Gene Ontology annotation, molecular function: calcium ion binding; mannosyl-oligosaccharide 1,2-alpha-mannosidase activity. The coding region runs from base 173 to 2329 and encodes 718 amino acids.